AACUUCUCAAAAUUUCUGCUGCUGAUUCCUCAGAACUUGUGAGAACCUGCUGAAUACCACCUCUGAUGUGAUUGGGAUAAAACUGGCCUUUUUUGCACUUGUAUUAUUUUGAUUUAAAUGCAUCAAAACAGAUACUGAAACUCCCUACUGUUAGAAGAGAAAUGGAUAUAACUGUGUCUUGUAACUUCCCUGUCACAAUAAACACCUUCCCUAUCAUAAUAAAAAGUGUUAGGAAGAACUCUUGAUUGAUCAAAGGCAGAAAAAAGUACUAGAUAUCUAUGAUCUCACAUGGUGCAUGGAAGAUUGGCCUUGGGACAGAAGGGGAGCAAAUGGUAAAGAGCAUGAAUUCACAAGUGGAAUGAAAGCAAGAAAAAAGCCAGACAUUUUUUAUGGCUGUGACAAAGUUUAACCUAAACCUAAAAACCUAAAGUUUAAGUCUAUUCAUCCAUGCAAAUGAUAAAACAAUUAAGGUAAAUCUAAAAGCAUGAUCAUUAUUAGGAUGAAAGCUUGAGAGAGUUACUGAAAGCUAUAAGGAUGAUGAGAGAUUCUGAAUAUGGGACACAUAAUUUUUGGCAAUGUCAAGAGCAGAACUUUGGGUGAACAAAAUGAUAGUACAAGGAGAACACUUGCAAGGAGGAAAACAAAUAAAUCUGUAUUAUGGUCAAAGACCAGCAAUACACAUUACUAGAGGAAAACAAAUGAAUAUUAUUUGGGAAUUGGGAAGAUACAGGUUUAAGUUAAUCCUCUCCUCAUUAAGCUCAUUAAGUGAUUUUGACCAGUCAAUAUCUUUUAUCUAACAGGCUGAUUGCUGUACGGAAAAUUGAAUGAGAACUUGCUAUGAACAUUUACUUGAACUCUGGGAAAAGAAGCAGAAUAAGCAUAACAACACAUGUCUACCAAAUAUCCCCAUGCAAAAUCUGGGCUGCGUCCCCCCCGAUGAGCAAUAACGCUGCCUCAAGUGGAGUAAUAUUUCUUGUUUUAUAAAAGGCAAGAUUUUGAUGUGGGCAGCAACAGAUUGUGUGGAAUUGAAAGAUAUCAGAAAAAGACACAGCCAUAUUGACAUGCAACUUAGGCAUCCCCCCGGCAUCUCUUGUUAAAGGCCAGGCUGCCUAGAAAUAGACUUCCUCGGAAUGAUGGUAAACAAAACUAGGCUUAACUCUACUCAUGGACUUGAUGCUUUCGGGAUAUCCCAGUUCCAGGAGGCCAUUGGUGUUUUCUUCAUGGUUAUGCUGAGUGUCAUUGCUUUGGUUGCCAACACAGCAGUAAUGGUUGUUAUUCUCAAAACACCUCUCCUGAGGAAAUUCAUCUUUGUCUGCCAUCUCUGUCUGGUAGAUCUGUUGUCAGCAAUUUUCAUCAUGCCACUGGGGAUCAUCUCCAGUUCCACGUGCUUCAACAGAAUUUUGUACAGCAUCGCUGAGUGCCAAACACUGAUCUUCUUGAAUGUUUGUUUCAUCAGUGCUUCCAUCCUCACCAUCUCUGUAAUCAGCAUUGAACGAUACUACUACAUUGUCCACCCUAUGAGAUAUGAAGUUAAAAUGACAACUGGGCUGGCCGUGACUGUGGUGGUUUUCAUUUGGAUUAAGUCUAUGCUGGUUGCUGCACUGGCGUUAGUAGGCUGGCCGCAAGACAAUGGUGCAAGCAGUGCCAGUAAAUGUACUGUAAACUGGAGCCCUGGAGCCCACAAGAAGAUUUUCGUGAUAAUCUUCAGCCUUCUCUGCUUCAUAUUGCCCAGUUUAAUUAUCUUUGCAGUAUACGGUAGCAUCUACAAAGUGGCCCGCAUUGCAUCCUUGCAGCAUAUUCCUGUCCCAUCCUGGACAGCUGCACCCAGACAAAGGUCAGAGUCCAUCCACAGUCAAGUCACCAUCAUCACUACCAGGAAUGUGCCUCCAAGACUAUCUCCUGAACGCUUUUUUGGUGGGAAUAAAGCAGCCCUGACCUUGGUGCUGAUCGUAGGCCAGUUUCUCUGCUGCUGGCUCCCUUUUUUCUCCUUCCACCUCCACUGCUCCUUCCAUUCUGCCCCUUUGGUCCCUGAUUCCAUUGAAAUAGUGGUGACCUGGCUCGCAUAUUCUUCCUUUGCAAUCAACCCUUUCUUCUAUGGAUUGUUAAACCGUCAAAUCAGGGAAGAGCUGGCCAAGAUGAGACGACACUGCCUCAGUAAGUCUCUGAACCAGGACUUUUGUAUCUCCAGCCCAGAAGGCUCUAUUCAUGAGAAUUUCCUGCAGUUCCUUCAGAGGACUAGUUGCACGUUUGAUAACCAUUCAAGCUAUGCUAAUUCCAGCCCCAGGAACACUUUGGAACAAACUGCUUCGGGAUUCAGAAUCCCAGGACAAAUCCCAGAAGAAACCAAUUGAAGAAAGAAUGCUGCGUUGUGUUUUUUUUUGUCAUUUCCCCAUUUCUUUCCUUCUGGCUUUGCAUUUAUCUUCUUCUGCACUGAAAAUACUGAACAAGCUUUCCUUAGGAGAAGGAUUGUCAGCUGAGCAAUGGCUUUCUCUUAAGUGUAAAUGGAAAUGUACUACAUGAGUUGUCAGCAUCCUCUCUCUUUCCAGUGGCUAGCAAGAGUGUAAGUGAUGACUCAGAAGCAUCAGUUGUACUAAUAACCAAUUGUACUGAAUUCACUGUGAUAGCUGUGUGCAGAGACCUGACACCUUAACAAUACUUGCAGAGGCUCCAGGAAAAUAUUAUAUGUGCGGGGGAGGAGGGUGUCAAAAAACCCUCCAAAGUGCUUUCCUAAAAUACAAUUAACCCUAAGUCACCGCCAAGAGUGGUGUUUCUUCCUAUUCACAUAGUGUAAUGGGAAGAUUUAGUUUUAUAAUGCAGAGCUUGCCUGGUUUGUAUACUUAAGGCAAAGUCACUUUGUCCUUAAGAAAAUAAUGUGUCCCAAUCCUGAAGAACAGAAUUGCCCAGUCUCCAAAAACACAGGCCAGUGAUAGACUGCUUUGACUUCUUUGGUAUGACAAAAGGGAGAAGACAGACUUGUGGGAAUGAUUAUGAUCAAUGUCACAGAUAAAACAACCAUUCUUGCUCCCAUAGGUGAAGAAAGGUAAAGUUGUAAUUUUCCAUAAUUUGGUGCUGUACAG
Thamnophis sirtalis is the source of this 3077-nucleotide messenger RNA. Lineage: Eukaryota; Metazoa; Chordata; Lepidosauria; Squamata; Natricidae. The record is from RefSeq and is a predicted model, not a curated record.